UCUAUCCCAUCCUUCGAAGCCUCGUUGUAUCGAUAAACCCUCCUCCAUCUCUCCUCGUUCUCCCUCACAAACCACGUUUUUCUAACGCCGCCCAUCUCGUUUCCCAUCACCUCUCCCAUCGGUAAAUAUCCAGUGAAUACCAUUACUGCAGCCGAGAUAUGAAUCGGGGUGGUAAACUCGCACCAGAAGUCCAAAGAGCUCUGUUCGUCAAGAAUCUGAGGCACGAAAGAAUAUGCCCCUCACUCUACAACGUAUCGUCCGAGGAACUCUUCGAUCUCUUUGGCAAGUUUGGGCCAAUCCGCCAAAUUCGUCAAGGCAUCGCGAACAACACCAAGGGUACCGCAUUCGUCGUGUAUGAGGACGUGAUGGAUGCGAAGACUGCUUGCGAUAAGCUAAAUGGUUUCAACUUUCAGAAUCGCUACCUCGUUGUAUUAUACCACCAACCGGAGAAAAUGGUGCGUUCGGAAAACGACCUCGCGAAGCGCCAGGAGAGCUUAGAAAAGCUCAAGAAACAACACGGUAUCGAUUGACCAUCUGAGGACCCCCGAAAACCCGAGGAAAAGAAGAGCCCAUUCGUCAGGUUUGUGGGAUUUUUCCGGGAUUCUUCUACCCGGUCUUUAUCGGGGUUUCAGGUCUCAGGGCGCCAUUGAUAUGAUAUCUAAAGUGGUUGAUUCGCGCUUGGCUCUCUGGUUGGGGGCGUUCUAAGUUAUUGUUGGUUUCUGUUUUUCUUGAUUUUGAUUUUGAUUUUACGAUUCUCUCUUUUCUUCUCACUACCGUUACGUUUGCCGUUGUCCCUUUUCUUUGUGGGAUGAUGGGCCAGUCCCCGUUGAAUGUUUGACAUCGCCGUAUGCAGAUGGUUUGGCAGGAUACCUGUAUGCUCCUCCGAUCUUUCCGGCCUAAGCACCAAAGCUGAUUGAAAGAGCUCAGCAAUUGCAUCAAUUCUAUUGGCCACUCUUUUUUUUUUUACCCUCCCCUUCUUUCGUUUCUUCCUUGCUCAUCGGAUAUUUAUCUAUCUUAUCGCCCUACAAUCUGAACAAAAAUACCGGUGACACCAAAUUUGCCUUUUUUCUCACAGAAAAGAAAA
Messenger RNA from Tuber melanosporum (Perigord truffle), 1084 nucleotides. RefSeq lists its product as uncharacterized. The transcript is spliced from 4 exons. The coding region runs from base 159 to 530 and encodes 123 amino acids. The record is from RefSeq and is a predicted model, not a curated record. Lineage: Eukaryota; Fungi; Ascomycota; Pezizomycetes; Pezizales; Tuberaceae. Gene Ontology annotation, molecular function: RNA binding.